Molecule: messenger RNA, 2916 nt
Organism: Sordaria macrospora k-hell
Lineage: Eukaryota; Fungi; Ascomycota; Sordariomycetes; Sordariales; Sordariaceae
Biological process (GO): DNA replication initiation; mitotic DNA replication; double-strand break repair via break-induced replication
Cellular component (GO): MCM complex; nucleus
Molecular function (GO): single-stranded DNA binding; single-stranded 3'-5' DNA helicase activity; ATP binding
Source: RefSeq, a predicted model, not a curated record
AUGGCAACACCAAUGGCCCAUUCCAGCGAUGCUGGCUUCAUCAUGUCGGAAGGAGGAGCUACUCCCAGAGGGCGAAAUGGUCAACCCAGUUCCUCUUCAGCUCGUCCACGAGGGCCCCCCUCGGAAAGUCUCGGAGCCGCCAGCGAAGAUGAAGGAGAGGAAGGCUUCGCCGACGACCAGGUCCCCGUUCGCUCGAGACCUCAGAACAUUGCCGACAUUCCCAAGGUCCAAGACAGAAUUGGUGUUAUGGUCCAGAGAGCCUUUGAGGCCUUCAUUGACGGCUACGUCGAAACACCCACAUCGUCCGGCCAACCAACCUCGAGCGCAGUCACGACAGACAAGUACUACGUCGCCCAGAUCCACGGCAUGAAGACCUACUCGUUAUCCACCUUCUAUGUCGACUACAAGCACAUCGCCUCGUGGCAAGACGGUACUCUCGCCGAGGCCAUCACAAACUCGUACUACCGCUUCCUUCCCUUCCUCACAGCCGCCCUUCACAGCCGAAUCGCCGCCUACGAACCCCAAUACUUUAACGAACAUCGUCAGCCCACCGCGUCCAGCGCCCACUCCACGACAGCUUCCAGCACGCGAGGCGCCAACGCCAGCCAGUCCGACUUUGGCAUCAAGAACCCCAACCAACAAACCGACAAGCUCUUCGCCAUUGCCUUUUACAACCUGCCCCUCGUCUCGCGUGUGCGCUCCAUGCGCGCCCGAAACGUCGGCCAGCUUCUUGCGAUUAGCGGCACCGUUACCCGUACCUCGGAAGUCCGUCCCGAGCUGGCUCUGGCCACUUUCGUCUGCCAGGCCUGCCGCACCGUCGUUCCCAAUGUCGAGCAGACUUUCCGUUAUACCGAACCGACGCAAUGUCCCAACCUGACGUGCCAGAACCGCACGGCGUGGCAGCUGGAUAUCAGGCAGAGCACGUUUGUGGAUUGGCAAAAGGUGCGCGUGCAAGAGAACAGUAGCGAGAUUCCCACGGGAAGCAUGCCCAGAACUAUGGAUGUGAUUCUGCGUGGUGAACUGGUGGAUCGCGCAAAGGCUGGCGAGAAGUGCAUCUUUACCGGUGCGCUGAUCGUGGUGCCCGAUGUCAGUCAGUUGGGUCUGCCGGGUGUGAGGAACGUGUCGGUGCGUGAUGAUCGGGGCGCGGAUGCUGGUGGUAGCGGUGUUUCUGGUCUCAAGGCCUUGGGUGUGCGCGAUCUUACAUACCGUUUGGCGUUCCUGGCUUGCAUGGUUACGCCUGAUGUGUCGGCGAUUGGCGCUUCUGGCGAUGCCCUGCUGAUGGAUAUCGUUGGGACCCUCAACAGCAGCGCGGCCGCAGAGACAGCAGAGACCAUCAAGGAAGCCCAGGAAGCAUUGCUAAGCUCCUACACACCCGCUGAGAUGGAAGACCUCCGUGCCAUGGUGCACAGCGACCACAUCUACUCGCGCUUGGUACAGUCUCUGGCACCCACAGUCUACGGCCACGAAGUCGUCAAGAAGGGUCUCCUUCUCCAGCUCUUGUCCGGUGUCAGCAAAACCACCGCCGAAGGCAUGGCCCUCCGUGGCGACAUCAACAUCUGCAUCGUCGGCGACCCCUCAACCUCCAAAUCCCAGUUCCUCAAAUACGUCGUCAACUUCGCUCCCCGAGCAGUCUACACCUCCGGCAAGGCCUCUUCGGCCGCUGGUCUCACAGCCGCCGUAGUCAAGGACGAAGAAACCGGUGAAUUCACCAUCGAAGCCGGUGCCCUCAUGCUCGCCGACAACGGCAUCUGCUGUAUCGAUGAGUUUGACAAGAUGGACAUCGCCGACCAAGUCGCCAUCCACGAAGCCAUGGAACAACAGACCAUCUCCAUCGCCAAGGCUGGUAUUCAGGCCACGCUUAAUGCCAGAACGUCGAUUUUGGCCGCCGCCAACCCCGUCGGUGGCCGUUACAACCGCAAGACCACCCUGCGCGCCAACAUCAACAUGUCGGCGCCCAUCAUGUCCCGUUUCGAUUUGUUCUUCGUCAUCCUAGACGAAUGCAACGAGCAAGUCGACCGUCAUUUGGCAGAACACAUCGUCGGCCUCCACCAGAACCGCGACCAAGCCAUCGAGCCUGAAUUCUCCACCGAGCAGCUCCAGCGGUACAUCCGCUUCGCAAGGACCUUCCGUCCGGAAUUUACCGACGAAGCGAAAGAAAUCCUCGUGCAGCGCUACAAGGACCUCCGCGCCGAUGAUUCCCAGGGCGGCAUCGGCAAGAAUUCUUACAGAAUCACCGUCCGUCAGCUGGAGAGUAUGAUUCGUUUGUCGGAAGCCAUCGCCAAGGCCAACUGCGUGGAGGAAAUCACGCCCGAGUUUGUCAAUGAAGCCUUCCACUUGCUUCGCCAAUCUAUCAUUUCGGUAGAGCACGACGACGUGGAAGUUGACGAUGAGGAAGACAUCCCUGAACCACCCGCCGAUGACCCUGCCGCCCUUCAACAGGCCGCCGCUGCUGCGUCGCGUGUGCCGGAAGCUGAUAUGGACGGUGACGGUGACGUGGAUAUGGCUGGUGGUAAUGAUGCCCGUCAAGCUUCUGCUGCACCAUCCGCUGCUGCCUCGCAAGCGCGUGAGAGGCAGACGAUUUCGUAUGACAAGUAUAUUUCCAUCGUGAACAUGAUCGUCUCCAAGGUCGCUGAAGACGAGACGCAAGGAUCAGGAGAGGGUAUUGAGGGAGAGCAACUGGUUGAGUGGUAUUUGGAGCAGAAGGAGGAGGAGAUGGGUACGGAAGAGGAGUAUUUGGAGGAGAGGAGGUUGGUGACGAAGGUUUUGAAGAGGAUGGUCAAGGACAACAUCCUAAUGGCCAUCCGCGGCCAAGGAAUCGUCGGCGACGAAGGCACCGCUGGAGAAGGUACCUCGGCGAGAGCAGAGGGCAACAUUGUUUAUGUGUUGCAUCCUAACUGCGCUGUGGAGGAGUUCUAA